UUUAUAUUAUCAUCCAUCUUCUUUGUUCUCUCUGCUUGUUGUAGUUAUAUAUUAAACUGAAAAAAACUAUUGAAAAUUAUAACACCAACAUAUCUAGGGAUAUGUCUAGCCGAAGGUCCAGGCAACAAUCUGCAUCUACAAGGAUCUCCGAUGACCAAAUCAUCGAACUUGUUUCAAAGUUGCGUCAACUUGUUCCUGAGAUUCGUGAUAGGCGUUCUGACAAGGUUUCAGCAUCUAAGGUCCUACAGGAGACCUGUAACUACAUUAGAAGCUUACACAGAGAGGUUGAUGACUUAAGCGAACGGCUAUCUCAAUUGUUGGCCACAAUUGAAGCUGAUAGUCCAGAGGCUGCUAUCAUUAGGAGCCUAAUUAACGGAUAAGAAAGUGUUCUAAUUUUCCUAUUCAAGGAGAUAUAUAAGAGUGUACUUUAUUUUAAU
Molecule: messenger RNA, 437 nt
Organism: Gastrolobium bilobum
Lineage: Eukaryota; Viridiplantae; Streptophyta; Magnoliopsida; Fabales; Fabaceae
Product: transcription factor PRE5-like
Exons: 2
Coding region: 102-380 (92 amino acids)
Biological process (GO): regulation of DNA-templated transcription; regulation of growth
Molecular function (GO): protein dimerization activity
Source: RefSeq, a predicted model, not a curated record